Molecule: messenger RNA, 1782 nt
Organism: Symbiodinium natans
Lineage: Eukaryota; Dinophyceae; Suessiales; Symbiodiniaceae
Source: the annotation of a GenBank genome assembly
AUGCCCCUCGGGCUCCGCCGGUUAUGCCAGCUCCUGGUGGUCGGCGUGUGCUACGCCGGUUCGGAGGAGCUGACCGCCCGUGUGUGGCAGCCAUCGCGACCGGAUUUCCAGCUGCCAGAGCUGUCUGAGGCCCGAGCAGAUCUGAAGAGCAAGCCCAGCUUUGGCAUCGCCCUGGCGGGCGGCGGCAUGCGAGGCCUGGCGCUGGGCCACGGUGUGAUCCGCACGCUGCGGGACGCGGGGCUGCUGGACAAGGCCAGGUACCUGAGCGUGACCUCAGGCUCAGUCUGGCUCGGGCUCCCUCUCUACUACCAAUCCCUUGACUCCGUGGAGGACUACCUGGGCCAGACGCUGCCGCUCCAGAACAUGACGCCGGAGGCGCUCGUUGACAAGGCUGGGACGGGCCUUCGCCGCCUGGCGCACUUCCGAAAGUACCCCAAGGGCCACAAGGGCCCGGAAGAAGCACGGCGGCUUCGCGGGCAUGAACGGGAAAGCGAGGAGGAGAGCGAGGCCAGCGGCAUCUGGGAGGGCCUCUUGGGCUGUCCUGCGGACGAAGGCUGGUGCGCCUGCAUUGUGGAGCGCUUCCAGCCAGGCUCCCUCCAUGGCCUCUACUCCACGUUGGCCGCCUACGCCUUCCUUCAUCCUUUUGAGCUUGCGGGACGGAGCUCCACCCACUGCCACGAGUCACAGCUGGACCGCAUGAAGGUGAAGUUCGGAAAGGGGAAGACCAUCUACACGGCCAAGGAUGUGUCCAGGAAGUUCCCUUUCUUGCUGUCACAAUCUGCCAUCAUCGCUCCCUACACCGGUUUGAACCAGACGGACCCCUUGGUGUUCUUUCCCUUGGAGCAGACGCCGUUGUACACAGGGACCUUUCCGGGCUACAAUGCAACGGAUGUCCACCGAGGCGUCGGUGACGUGCUCGUCGAGCCUUUUGCCUGGAGCUCUCAGCCCCGAAGCCCGUGGACGAACUUCAGCAAUGGGGACGAGUUGCGGAUGGAGGUGUCCCGCAGCCUCCUCAACGUCGGGGACCUGGCCACCUGGGCCGGCACCGCGACGUCGUACAUCGCGGACUUUCAGAUCCGCACCUGGGCCGACAAGAUCCCGAAGUGCCUGAUCGCGGAGGGCGAGAAGCUGCUCCCCCACGCCAGCCUCUGGUCUCCCCUGGCGCUGGACUCGCAGGGCGUGCCUCUGACGCACGAGGAGGCUGUCGGGGAUGCUGGGGUCUACGACGACAUCGGCCACAUCCCGCUGUUGAGAAGGCGCAUCGAGAAGAUCGCCAUCUUCACCAGCGGUGCCAUCCACAACGACCUGUGUGAGAUGACGUACCUGCUGGCGGCCUGGGGUCAGCCUGGCUGCCUCAACCCUCCGAAUCCGCCGGGCGCGUCGAACCCAAAGAUGAAGGCUGGCACCUUGACGGUCUUCGAGCCAUCCGAGUUCCCCGACUUCUGGUCGCAGGUUACAGAGGCCUGGCGAGCCAAUGAGACCGCGGUGUUCAAGGGGCGCUACAGCGUCGUGGACAACGAGGUUCUUGGGAUCCAGGGGGGCUGGCAGGUGGACAUUGUGUGGAAUGUGGUUUUCCCUUCGAAGACCUUCCGCUCCAGUCUGCCCUCGAAAACAGCCGAGAUGCUCUCUGGUUGGUUCCCAACCGAGUUCGCUGCGGACAUGACCAACCGAUUUGAGAUGAGUGCCGCCAGCCAGUAUGCUUCCUGGUUUACUCAGAGGUCCACACUGGAUCUGAUCCGCCAGAUGCUCGCAGAGACUUCCGCAGAGAAGCUCUUUGUUUGA